AUGAGAUUUCAGUUUCUCGAGAUUAUCACACGGCAGCUGCACGAGUUCACUCUCUAUGAGGACGGCAAUAUGCUUCGUGAACAUUCCUGCGUGGCCUCCACCACCACCCUCGCCUUCACCUUCCCCAACGUCCGCCUCCGUCGCUUCCGCUUUGCCAGUGCUGAGCUACACCUCACCCUCACCGUCCCGCCCUCCCUCGAGACUCUCUCAGUCGUGGCCAAACAGCUGGUCCUCUCCUGCAAGAGCAGUGCUGCUCUCGCUCUCCACCACCUCUCGCUGUACGGCAAGGAUCAGCUUGUUAUCUCCUCCCUCCGCCUUGCAUCCGCCAGGGUUGUCUACUUGGACGGACCUGCAAAAAUAACAGCCAACAUAAGGGAUCGGGAGCGGUUGAUGAAGGCGUUCCCCAAGCCUCCGUCCAUCCGCACUCCGAAACUGCGGUUUCUCUUCUUCCCCACCUGCAAGGCACGUAAUGAGCCUGCACUGGCUGCACUGCAGCAGGACUACCCCGCCCUGGCGCUCUACUGUGUGGUGGACCGCUCCUACUGGCAUAGGAAGGGCCAACCCGUGAUUAAUGGGCCGCUCGAGCAUGUGAGGCGGGCCAAGAGUGGGGUGUGGGAUGAAGAAGAGGGGGAGAAGAGGGCCAAGAAAGUGAAGGAGAAGAUGCACAGUGUAAACAGGAAGCUGGUGGAGGGGUAUUGUGCUGGGGAGGACCAGGUAUACGUGCUGCAGUAUCAGUAG
This is a messenger RNA of Closterium sp. Naga37s-1, 738 nucleotides long. The record is from the annotation of a GenBank genome assembly. Lineage: Eukaryota; Viridiplantae; Streptophyta; Zygnematophyceae; Desmidiales; Closteriaceae.